This is a messenger RNA of Rotaria sp. Silwood1, 4143 nucleotides long. The record is from the annotation of a GenBank genome assembly. NCBI's taxonomy places the organism in Eukaryota, Metazoa, Rotifera, Eurotatoria, Philodinida, Philodinidae.
AUGUCAGAAAACAUUGAUAAUCAAUUGAAAAUAAUUUGGUUAGAUGAAACAUUUUCUAAUAUUGAAAAAAGUAUUGAUGCAUCUAUACGAAUACGCUCUAUAACACAUCAUUUAAAAACAUUUUAUAAUAUUGAUCAAUGUUUGAACUAUAUAUUAGAUACUAAUGUUGAAUAUGUAUUUCUUAUAAUAACACUUUAUUCAUCAAAUACUGAUAUUGUACAAAAAGCAAAUUCUGUUUCAUCAAUUGCAUUUAUAUAUAUUCAUUCUCCAAUUAAAAUAGAUAAUAAUCAGCUUAUAUCUUUAUCAAAAUUACGUCAUAUUUCUACGAAUGAAGAAGAUAUUUUUCAACACUUACGUACAGAUAUUCAUCAUUGUACAGAGAAUUUAUUAUUAAGUUAUAAUUUAUUUGAAAGUGGAAAAUCAACUAAAACUUUAUCAAAAGAAUCCGGUAAGUUUCUUUGGCAUCAGUUUUAUUUAGAAACUCUUUUUCAAACAUUUGACCUUGAACAAGCAAAAUAUGAUAUGAUUGCAUAUUGUCGAAAUUAUUAUAUUAAUGAUGAAGUUGAACUUGAAAAAAUUUCUGAUUUUGAAAAAAAUUAUCAAACAGAACAUUCUAUUAAAUGGUAUACAAGAGAUUCAUUUUUAUAUCGUUUAUUAAAUAAAACACUUCGUUCAGAAAAUAUUGAUGAUAUGUAUAAAUUUCGUUUUAUUUUAUCAGAAUUAUAUAUACAAAUAUCUGAAUUACAUUGUGAUUAUCUUCAAACAAUACUUGAUUUAGAUCUUAUUCCAUAUACUUUAACUGUAUAUCGUGGUCAACUAAUAACACCAAAAGAACUUGAUCGAUUAAAAAAAAAUAUUGGAUCAUUAAUAUCUAUGAAUACAUUUUUAUCGACAUCAUUAAAUCGAAAUGUUUCACUUAUAUAUGCAGGUGAUGGUCAACAUCGUCCAAAUUUUGAAUCCGUUCUUUUUAUUAUUAAUAUUGAUACAAAUACAUAUAAAACGGCUUUUGCUGAUAUUGAAAAUCAUAGUUGGAAUAAAUCUGAACAAGAAAUUCUUAUUACUGUUGGUGCUAUAUUUCAAAUAAUUGAAGUUGAAAAAGAAGAUAAUAUAUGGAUUGCUAAAUUACAAGCAUGUAAUCCUCAACAUAUACAAAAUUUACAAGAAUAUCAUUAUCCUAAACCUGUUCAACAAUGUGAUGAUAAGAAAGCAUUUUAUUUUGGUAUGUAUGCAUUUUUUAUUGCUAUGGGUCAAAUAGAAAAUAGUAGCAAUUAUUUACAAGAUUUAUUUCAAACUAUUUAUCAUAAUAGUAAAUUAUUCGAAGUUGAAAUUAAAAAACUGAAUACUUUUCAACAAUAUGAUGUAAUUAAAAUUCGAGAAGAAAUUCUUGAAUUAACAACAGAUCCAGAAAUACGAUUUGAAAUUUUAUUAGAAAUUGCUGAAUUUCUUAUUGAAGAUGAAAACAUAAUAAAAGCAAUUGAAUAUGUGGAAAAAAGUCAAGAACUUAUUUUUCAAAAUAAUAAACCUAUUCAACCAUUAAAAUUAGCACGAUUAUAUACAACGAUUGGAUUACUUUGGAAUAGUCAAGGAAAAUAUGAAGAAGCAUUGAACUUGUUUAAGGUAAUAUUGAUGAUUUAUAAUGGCCAUUUACCACCAACUGCUCUACAAUUUGGAAGCAUUUAUAGUGAUAUUGGGAUGACAUAUUUUCAUUUAGAAAAUUAUACUGAUGCCAUUCAACAUUUCAAUAAUUCUCUUGAUAUUUAUUCACAAUGUUUACCAUCCGAUCAUUUUAUUAUUGGUGAUUGUUAUCUACAUUUAGGAAUGACCUAUUUUCGUUCUCAAAAUGAAACAGAAGCGAAAAGAUGUUUUGAUGAUGCUUUUGAAUUCUAUGAAAAAAAUCAAUCACAAGGUAAUUCUUGUCGAAUAGGAAGAAUCUAUCAUUGCCAAGGCCAUCUUUAUGCAUCAGCUAAUUACAAUGAUGAAGCUAUGCGUGCAUACGAAAAGGCUGAACAAUUGUAUAAAUCAGUAUUAUCAUCUGAUCAUUGCUUUUUUGCCGGACUUUAUAGUGAUAUGGGAUUAGCGCUGAAUAGCUUGAAUAAUCUUGAUCUGGCAUUGGAUUACUUGAAAAAAGCAUUAGAUAUUCUUCUUAAUCGUCAAUUAGAUCAUGAAGUACGUCUUCUUGGAACUAUUUACUAUCGCCUUGGAGAGAAUUAUUUUCUUCAAGGUCUUUAUUUUGCUAGUUUGACUAAUUUACAAAAAGCGUCUAAAAUAUUUCAACAAUUUUUACCACGUCAUAAUGAAACAUUACAUGAUAUUUUCCAUUAUAUGGCACAAGUUUAUGAUAAAUUGAAUAUGUAUAAAAGAGCUAUACUUAGUUAUCAACAAUUACUUGAUAUAAAUAUUCCACUUGAACGCGAAAUGGCGAUUACUAUUUUCUUUUCUCUUGGACGUUUAUUUGUAAAAACUGAGCAACCGAAAGAAGCUGUCAGACAUCUCGAAACAUCUUUAGAGUUGAACUUUAAUAAUAAUAAAGCUGCCUUGUUUCCAAAUCGUCUUUUACAUACAUAUCGUUAUCUUGGCUUGGCUUUUUCAAAUCUACAAGAAUACUCUAAUGCAUUCAAUCAUUUUGAACAUGCAUUAAAUUUGUGCAACACGAAAGAAGAUUUGACCAGAAUUUGUGAUUGUGUCAAUACAAGCACGGCUGUGGAGCAUCUUGCAUUAAGUUAUUACCAAAUAGGAGAUUACAACCAAGCUGAACUAUUUACUUUACGUCGAUUAACACUUUUACGAUUACUGUAUCAAAAUAACGAAACAACUGCUGAUUUUCCAUAUGCUUAUAGUCGUCUAGCUCGUAUUAAAUGUGAACAAAAAUGUUAUAAAGAAGCAGAAGAACUAUGUAUAAAAGCAUUUAAUGUUCGUGCAGAAAAUCUUUCAAACAAUGAUAUUAGGAUGGGUGUUUCGUUUCAAACAUUUGGCAUAAUAUCUAAUGCUCAAGGAAAGUAUGAUGAGGCAAUUGAAUAUUUUGAAAAAUUUCAGACAAUUCUUACUACCACAAGGAAAUCGGAGCAUCCUUAUUAUGCAUAUCUUUACGAAAACUUUGGAACUGUCUAUUAUAAUAUAGCGCAAUUUGACAAAUCUCUCGAGUUCUAUGAACGAUCUUUGGUACUGGCUAUUAAAAAAUAUCCAUUUUAUCGACGGUUUCAUGAAAGACUCAAAUAUGCAAUUGAGCGAAUAUUUGACCAUUUUUUCUAAUCACUCAAUAAAAUGACACGUGGGAUACUUUUUAUAAGAAUUUGCAUCGAGAAAAGAAACGCAAAAAUCAAACUACAUGAGAAGCUCAAAGGAGUAUCGGGAAAAUGUGCAAAAGAUAAGUGUUUUUCUGAUUUCAAAUUAAGAGAUAGCUAGAGAUCUAUCAUAUUCUCUAUAUGAAUUUUCAGUCUAAUGUGAAUUCUAAAUUCUAUAUACACAAUAAGAUUAUUAUAUGUCAUUGUUAUUUUUUUUAUUAUGACAAAACUUUUGAAUCUUCUCUUAAUUUCUAUGCUAAUAAUCAAUGUUACGAUGCAAUGUUCGGUUCUUUUAAAAUUUCAUAAAGAUCACUUAUAAGAUAUCAGAGAUGUUCGUCGGGGCACCCAGAUGGUCGGGGCCCAUGGGUUCCCCAUGGGGUGACGCCCCAAAUUGGGAUGGGGCGACAUAUUACUCCAUCAUAUGUCUCCGCAAGGAUGAAUUUUCGUAAAUUCAUUUCUCUACCCAUGGUGUGAACCAUGGAGUGAAAAAUUUUUCAACCCCAUGGUCUAAAUAAACUUUUAUCAUUUAUGGAAUCGCUUGAAAAAAUUGGAUAACGAGAUUGUAAAAAUUGUCCUAUCGUUGUACAAAUUAUACAGAAUGUUACACGUUCUGUCUAUACAUUUUCUCUUUUGCUCUUCAUUUUUGUUUUCCGUUGUUUUUCUUUCGUCUUUAAGUAAUAAUAUGAAAACAAUGUUUCAUUCUUUCGUUUUCUUUCUAUAAUUUUAUAGCUACUUUCACUAUUUCUUUCAUUUAUCGAGCCGUCAUUAUUUUUUCUCUUUUAGGGUGUGGGUGUGGGGUGUGGGUGUGGGUGUGGGGUGUGGGUGUGGGUGUGGGUGUGGGGUGUGGGUGUGGGUGUGGGUG